This is a messenger RNA of Lontra canadensis (Northern American river otter), 1056 nucleotides long. It is a transcript of the gene NTN5, whose product is annotated as netrin 5. The transcript is spliced from 4 exons. Lineage: Eukaryota; Metazoa; Chordata; Mammalia; Carnivora; Mustelidae. The record is from RefSeq and is a predicted model, not a curated record. The coding region runs from base 1 to 1056 and encodes 351 amino acids.
AUGUCCGUGACCUUUGCACUCUUGCUCCUCCUGGGCCAGGCUGCCACCGCAGACCCAUGUUACCAUCCCGGUGGCCGUCCGCGCUUCUGCCUCCCACCAGUGACCCGGCUGGCUGGCAUGGCGGCCUCCUGUCCCCAGGCCUGUGCCCUCUCCCUGGGGGCGGACCUCAGCCCCCGGGCCACCUGCAAUGGCAGUCUAACUCUGGCCCUGGGUGGCCCCUUCCUCCUGACAUCUGUCAGCCUGCGCUUCUGCACCCCAGGAUCCCCGGCCCUGGUCCUGUCCGCUGCCUGGGCUGCAGGAGGUCCCUGGAGAUCGCUGUGGCGCAGACCCGCCUGGCCCGGGGCCUUGGGAGGCCCCGAGAAGGUGACCUUCCGAGCCUCGCCAGGCCCUAAAUCCAGCGUCCUGGUCAGUCACCUCCAUGUGGAGUUCGGGGGCCGGGCGGGGCUGAUGGCAGCUGGAGUUCGGGGGCGCUGCCAAUGCCAUGGCCACGCAGCCCGCUGUGCCGCCCGUGCCCAGCCCCCCCGCUGUCGCUGCCGCCACCACACCGCCGGCCCAGGGUGCGAGAGCUGCCGCCCGUCCCAUCGAGACUGGCCCUGGCGGCCUGCCACGCCCUGGCACCCCCACCCUUGCCUGCCCUGCUCCUGCAACCAGCAUGCCCGACGCUGCAGGUUCAACUCAGAGCUCUUCCGGCUGUCCGGUGGCCGGAGUGGGGGCGUUUGUGAGAGAUGCCGCCACCACACGGCCGGGCGGCACUGCCACUACUGCCGGCUGGGAUUCUGGAGGGACCCCAGCCAGCCUAUCACCAGCCGCAAGGCCUGCAGGGCCUGCCAGUGUCACCCGAUCGGGGCCACGGGAGGCAUCUGCAACCAGACCAGUGGGCAGUGCCCCUGCAAGUUAGGGGUCACCGGCCUCACAUGCAACCGCUGUGGUCCCGGCUACCAGCAGAGCCGCUCUCCCCGGAUGCCCUGCCAGCGAAUUCCAGAGGCAACCACCCCCCUGGCUACUACCCCUAGUGCUUACAGCUCCGGUAAGAGCGGCUGGUGUGGAGAACCCUGA